This is a messenger RNA of Toxorhynchites rutilus septentrionalis, 1143 nucleotides long. RefSeq names its product rho GTPase-activating protein gacV-like. NCBI's taxonomy places the organism in Eukaryota, Metazoa, Arthropoda, Insecta, Diptera, Culicidae. The transcript is spliced from 4 exons. The record is from RefSeq and is a predicted model, not a curated record. The coding region runs from base 1 to 1143 and encodes 380 amino acids.
AUGGAAUCCGGGUUACUUCGAAGUUACCGCAUACCGCACACCAAUCUCCAGGAACACCACCUGCGAUUAACGUCCGAGAAAGGACCUGAAACUGUUGGGAGCCAGAGCAGAGAGUCCAAAGUCCCUAAGGAGGAUGGUUCCGACUGGGAGCUGCUAAACGUUUCCGGAAAAUAUUUUGAGCGAUUGCUAGGUCCAACCCUGCGGCUACAAUGGCAACAAACGCGGGAAGCGAUGAAACGGUUUCAGUUCUUUGACAACUGGACUGAUCUGCAGGUGAGUGAAAUGUGCAUCCUAGCCAAGAUAAAGAGCUACGAGCGCCAGCAGAAUAUCUACAUGCCGAAAGCGUGCGCAGGCAACGAUUACGCGUACUUCGUCCUCAGCGGUGAGUGCAUGAUUCUGCAGUGUCUGAAGGUGUUGAAGAAGAAGCGCGGGAAGCGAGUUUGCUACCGACUUCUACCAGCCGAGACAGUAAACUACGAAAUCGGUUUUGCAAAACGAUCUAAAGAGCGGGAAAAGCGAGAGGAGGAGGAUAAGCUGAAGGAGCAAGAAGAACAAAAGAAGGAAGAGGGAAAAGACAUACAAGACAAAAAGGAAGAGAAGCAGAAGAAGCAAAAACACCAGGAGAAACAAAAGAAGGCGGGAGAACAAGAAGAGCAAGAGGGGCAAAAUGACCAAGAAGAAUCAGAGGAGCAAAAGGAACAAAAUGAGCAAGAUGAGCAAGAGGGGCAAAACGAGCAGGAGAAUCGGGGACAGGUCCAAGAUCCGUCGGCGGAAUUGGAGCAUCACUUUAUCGAUGUUGGAACCUACGGUUGUGGGUCAGUGUUCGGACUGGGUGAACGCCUAGACGAUCGAUCGGUGGUAGCUCGAGAGCGGGUCCACUGUAUGCUGGUUCCUCGCUAUUGGCUUUUCAUGAGCGAGCAGAACGUGGGCAACGUCUGGGCACGGAUUAAGAUGUACCUGGACUCGACGAUUCCCAGCCGGGAGCAGCUGUUCAAGCAGUUCCUGGGAGAUCUGAAUUGGGUGGUAUACCGGAAGAAGGUGGUUGCGGAUCUACUGCAGAGCCAGCGCCGACCGAAUCAUACCCAUUUGCUCGAUGUACCGCUCAUAUGCCGGGUGAAAGAGACCAUGGACAAAUGGAAGUGA